GUAGAUACCUAUUCACAUGCUACAGCUUAUAAUACCUCAUUUUCGGUGAGUGCGAAAAUUUCAGCAGUUUCAGAGGUUGGCGAAUAACUUUAUUUUAUAAACGAUUAGUGCGAGCUUUGCUUUAAUAAAGUUGUUAUUAAUUAUGCCGGGCCCAAAAAACUUAUUGUGACUGAUGUUACCAAAACUUUUGGAAUCUUUGAACGGGGUGUGUGGAAGCGGACGAGUGAACGACAAAGGAUUUUAGAUGACAGAACAAUUAGAAGCAUGGAGAAUCUCACAACUUUAAAACCCUAGAUUUAUACCUCAAUAUAAAAUAUAACAAAAUGGGUCUACUUUGACAUCUUCUCUUGGCACAAAGGAAAUUCACGAAACGCCAUGAUAGGGGCGACACCGACCAGUGCUUGCGGCUAAUAAUGAUCUUAUUGGCUGCUGUUAUACUGUUAAACGGAGCACAUAUAGUUGGUUCGAUGCCCGGAGGUCCCGGGGUUCCGGAAAAUAUAACCGUUACUUUUCUUAACCCUACUUCUGUUCGAGUUUCCUGGUCUACAUCUGUUGAUAACGUGUACAAGUACGACGUUACGUAUAAGCCAACCGAUGCCAGUUACAGGGUGGUGGCGGUGGUGGCUGGUAACUCUCAAGCUGUGACGUUGAGUGGAUUGAAAGCAGAUACGCAGUAUCAACUGACAGUUGCCGCCGUUUGGGGUGGGAAAAGAUAUCGAAGUCGGCCUAUAGUCUUCCGCACGCUGGAGCCUCCACGAACAUCUCCACAACAAGAUAUUAUGGGCGUCUUUGCCACAGGUGUUCCGUCAUCCCCCACAAAUCCAGAACCACCCGAUUUCGAAUAUCCACAAACUAGUUCCACGGUAAGGGGCGUAGAAAUAGGUAUAGUACUACUGGUGCUUGUCGUCUGGAUAGGAGCCAUAGCGUUAUUUUUUAAUCGAUGGGGUAAAAUUAGAAUGUUGCUGCCAUAUCAACCGGACUAUAAGGAACAAUUAAAGGUGCCUGGAACGGCAGCGUGUGCGGCCGCCGUUGCUUCGGGGAAUACUUGUAGCCACAACUCCGGGGAUCACAUGUGCUCGCAGAAAUGCCGCGCGGAGAAGGAAGUGAAGAUUCAGUCACCUCACCACCAACGUUCCCGGACUAAUUCUGCAAUAUUUAUAUCUAAUAGUGGACCUGGGUUCGAUUCUAAGGAGUUUAUGCGUAGGUAUGGAUCCAUAUCAAAACUUUGUAGAAGAGCACGAAGCGUAGAUAAUCUAUCCUUGGAAGAGGAAGGUCAUUUUGGGUUGCCAACCUUGUCGAUAUCGGGACCGUCGCCACCAGGUGAAGACGAACCCAGCGAAACUGAAAGAUUCUUACAAUAAAGCUUCCAGCUUCAAAAUUCUUACGUGUCCAGGUCGAGUGAAUUGACGAACUUCUUUACAAGUUUAUACUAUCGGCGUAAUUUGUAUAGUAUUAAAUUAGUAUCCGUCGUGGCUAGUGGGAGCAAUAAAAUAAUUAGUGAAACUCAAAACGGUGUGCCAAGACCUGCUAAGUUAAACAAUUAGUGGUUAGUGAUUAAUUACCCCAUUAAUUUUUAUGUAUACACUUUAGAGUAUUUUUAGGACUUUUUUAGAGAAUGUAGCAUGUGCUGUCCACCUAAAGUAUGUGUACAUACACAUUAAAUUUUAUAUUUGAUAUCAAUAUCUAACUGAAUAAAGCUUUUUUCAUAGUGGUAAGGGACCAAAGUAGGUACCAACUGAAUGUUUCCGCAUUAUGUUUGUAUAAGGACCAGGCAUUUCUACUUCUCCAUUUGUUUGUGUUUUUAUCUGUGGUAGCAUGUAAGAACUACUUGCUCAAACGGUAGCAAAUUGCUCUGCAUUACUUCUAAAGUGUGAUUUCGCAAUGUGCUGACCAACUAAAAUCUUCCAUAUCAAUAAAUCAUAUUGCGCGCUUGAGGAAUAAAGUGGAGCAAUUUCAUCUUUAUUUUAAGAUCGAAUCUAAAUUUCAAUUACGAACAAUUUAUCAAAGGAGGUAUUUCGAUAGAGACUGAAAAGUUUAUUCAAUUAAAACUGGGCACAAAUUUUUUUAAUGCAUAUCACAGUGUGUUUUAUAAAAAAUUUCAAAUAUGGCGUAAGAAAUUUAAAUAGGUACUGAUGAUUUAUGUCAAUUCAACAUACUGCUUCAGAGGAAUACCCUGCAAAACCAUUUUUCCUUACAUGGUGGGACAAUAAUUAAUAAAUUUGGUCCUAUAUCGAACACACAAAGAGGAACUCUCGUGUAUCGGUACUCUCUAAGUAGUUACGGCCAGGGAGAGCUUAAUUAAUUUUCAAUAUCACUGUGAUUCUAAUGCCUUCUAUAAAUAUCUACUUAUUAUUUGUAAUGAUAAGUAUUUGAUCAUAAAAACGUGCUGUACAUAAGGAUUUUGCCACACACAUCUCCUUUAUGUAGAUAAAAUGCAUCAUGUAAAUUACAAACCUUCUCCUACAUUAAAUUAACUUUACUUACUUCAUUUUAUUGUAUUUAUUAUUUUUAAUUUAUAAAUUUAUAUCAGUGUAAAAUAUCUAAUAAAGAAGUGAUACCA
This is a messenger RNA of Photinus pyralis (common eastern firefly), 2560 nucleotides long. RefSeq names its product fibronectin type III domain-containing protein 5. The transcript is spliced from 9 exons. NCBI's taxonomy places the organism in Eukaryota, Metazoa, Arthropoda, Insecta, Coleoptera, Lampyridae. Gene Ontology annotation, molecular function: protein binding. The coding region runs from base 414 to 1361 and encodes 315 amino acids. The record is from RefSeq and is a predicted model, not a curated record.